Messenger RNA from Micropterus dolomieu (smallmouth bass), 641 nucleotides. RefSeq names its product DEP domain-containing mTOR-interacting protein-like. Gene Ontology annotation, biological process: intracellular signal transduction. The record is from RefSeq and is a predicted model, not a curated record. NCBI's taxonomy places the organism in Eukaryota, Metazoa, Chordata, Actinopteri, Centrarchiformes, Centrarchidae.
UGGCUGUACCGUGGUGAAAAACGUGCGUUCAUCUCGUGUGGUGUGUCAGUGUCAGUGCCAAACAGACCGACCCAGCGCGAAGAAGAGCACUCGGCUGUUUUUACAAACAUUGUAGAGGAAUACACAAAGCGAGUUCGGCGUGCACGCAUGCAUUAAUGUAUGUGUUUGGGUGUGCAGAUAUAUAUGUGCAGGGUUUUCGAGCAAUUCAAAGUGGACCGCUGCUGAUGGAGCUGCUGACACACUAAGGCUGGGGUGUGACUUGUGACUGCCUGCAUUGUUGCACAUGUUUCCUGGGAUGAAGUAACUCUCCUCAUUCAUCAAAGGAAUAAUUGAUAAGCUCUUCUCUUCGCUCUCAAUGGUGCUUGAAGGCAGAGAGAUGGACCGGAUCGGGAAUACCAUGCAGAAGAAGGCUGCAGAGCUGGAGCGGCUGGCCGAGGUGCUCGUCACUGGAGAACAGCUGAGGCUGCGGCUCCAUGAAGGGAAGGUGAUCAAGGAUCGGCGGCACCACCUGCGAACGUACCCAAACUGCUUUGUGGCCAAGGAGCUCAUUGACUGGCUAAUUGAACACAAGGAGGCCUCAGACCGAGACACUGCCAUCAAAAUUAUGCAAAAACUUUUAGACCAGAGUAUCAUUCACCACG